This is a messenger RNA of Podarcis lilfordi (Lilford's wall lizard), 9469 nucleotides long. The record is from the annotation of a GenBank genome assembly. NCBI's taxonomy places the organism in Eukaryota, Metazoa, Chordata, Lepidosauria, Squamata, Lacertidae.
AUGAGACGCGGCGCGGCCCGGACCCUGCUGCUCAACAUGUACCUGCCAGGUAGGGCAGGGACCAAAGGCGAGGGCUGCCCGGCGCCGCCGCCGCAGCUUUCCACGUGGUGGAUCGGUCCCUUUCCUCCCAGCCCAGACCCGAGGCUCCCACCUCUGCGUCCCGUUUCUUCUCCUGCUCCUUUCCCCUAACUGCCAUUUCUCCCCCUCCACGAAGAUCGCUCCUUGGCGCUCUUCAGCAGGCGCGCAGAGCCGUCUCUCUCGCCGUCCCUCUUUAAAGCUGCCCCGACGGCUCCCAUCGGAAGUCGGAUUUCCUUUUUCCUGGACGCGUUUCCUGGCUUCAUAGCGGCUUGGCAUGGGGGGGGGGGCGAGGCAGAGCGGCAGAGGCGGGCGGCGGGGGGACUUUGAAAUACAACCAGGCUCGCUCUGGAGAGAGAGAGGGAGCUUGUCCAACGCGCCCGCCCCCUCUAUCAAGUCCCAAUUACGGGGAGAUUCUUGGGUGGGGAUCGGGAUCGGUUUGGGUUUGCGCUCAUUUCCCCCCUCUCUCUUUCCCUCUGUCUCUCUUCUUGCUGAUCUUAUUUGCAGACCCAGUUGGGGAAACUUUGUUCAAAGAAGGCAAAAGCCAGGCGUGGGGAUCACUGGGGCCGGGAGUCCAAAAAGGUAAGACCCUCGCUUCCUCGCCUUCCCGGACAGUACCGAAAAAGGGGGGGUGGGCUACUGGGGCGCCUUUCAAGGCAGUCUGUUGCAAAGGGCGAUCAAUUUGUAGGUUCUUUUCGGAGGGCAAAUUUGCUAAAUAUCCAAUGGGGGGCUUGUCUCGCAUCAGCUUCUUCUGCACCUGACGCUAAGCAGAGGAUGCGCAUCAUCCAAUGCAACGAAGUCUCCCCUUCAGGGGUUCGAAAUCUGCGCCUUAUAGGAAGGCGCGCACCCUCUUUUCUCUAGCAAACGCUCUUUAAAGUUGAGUGGGCCCCCAAAACCUUAGAAAUAAACGAUGGUGUAUAUGUGUGGUUGUUGCAAAACCACUUCAAAAGCAACGCCGUACCCGAAUCAGCUGCGGGUGCAAAACAAGAAGCUCGCCCGGGGCAGGAUUUGAACCUUCCUGAUAUAUCUAUCAUUUCAGUAAUAAUGCAGUUAGUAGGGUUAGGGUGUGCGCUGGUUGAUUUGUACCUCUAAAGCACUUGGAGGCGCAAAGCCCCAAAUAAUGAAGUGUGGGAAUCGUAUGAAAUCUCUGGCUUUUUUUGAAUAAAAAGAGAGAGAAAGCAGGAAUUAAUAUCGACUUCCUUCUGUGAAAUCCGAUCCUUGGUCUGUCUGGCUCAGCAUCGCCUGCCGUGGGUGGCAGCGGCUCUCCGGGGUUUUAGCCAGAGGGUCUUCAUCAGACCUACUUGGAGAUGACAGGAAUUGAACUCAGCACCUUCUGUAAGCCAAGCGGGAGCAGCUACAGCCGCUCCAAAACCUCUGCUUUAGCUUCCCAUCGCUGUCAAGGGAACCUGCUCCUCAAAUGCUUAAGGCAGCGAAGUCGUCCUUCAACACUCUGCGCCUCCUGAAAUCGGUGCUAGCUGGGAUCAAACUGCGCGGAGAGCUGGACCCUGCCUUGGACUUCAGGGGAUCUUGACCAGCAGGUUGCCACGGAAAGGAAAAAUGGCACCCUUCCUUAAGGCUGCUGGCAGAGUAGUAAGCUUUGGUAUUGCACCGGGCUCUACUUCAGGCAAGAUUGACUGCUGCGUUGUUCAAAUUCACGGGUUUCAGUGAAUUUUUUUUAAAAGAAAAACACUUUCAAGCUUUAGGAGCGUGGAGCGAGGCAAGGCUCCCCUCCCUCCAGCUCUGUGUAGCUUGAAAACUUCCUCUUUAAAUACACAGUACUGCAAUUUUAGUGGCAAGCCCAUCUGGGCAAAGAGGGGUCCUAUUAAAUCUCCUUUCUGCCCUCCAAGACCCGGCACCAAAAACAUCCCCAACCCCGCCGCCACCAAGCGCCCUUUCCCUUCUUUCGGAGACUUCCCCAGAAACCAGGCUCUGAUCGGCCCUACCUGCCUAAGGUGGUAGGGACAGAAAGCAAGGGAAAGAAUCGAGGGCAUUUUCGGCAAGGAGCUGCGGGAGACGUCUUGAAAGAAGGUGAGGCUGUUUUCUGGAGCAGAGAACUUAGCCGAAAAGCAGCUCUGAGUUCUGCAAUAUCAUGGCUGGCUGCCGAUUCAUUUUUAUUCUUAUAAGAAGGUGAAAACAAAGUCACAGCCGCACUCCUAAGACUUCUCCCCGAGGAAGCGUUCUGUCCGAAUGGCGCUGCCGAGAACCAGUUGCAUUCCCAACGCCCGUCUCUUGCACCACAUCGAAAUUCUCAGUCCCUCCCUUGGACUCUUUCUCUCACCUUGGAGAUAAGGAAACAAGCAGCCCAGUUAAACCCCAGAAUUUGGAUCCCGUUCUCUCUGAAAGUAUUAAAUACGCUGAAAUACCACUGACUCAAAACACACCUACAGUAACUGUUUAACUGCGUUUCGGGGUUUGGGCCACUUAAUUACAAAACAAACAAACUAACAAACGCGGGGAGACUCUCUAGCACCCCAGCCUAACAUCAGCCCCGAUACAGCUGCUACUGACCCACGUCCCUCUUGGCUCAAUCGGUCGGUUCCCACCGAUGCGCGCCUCCGGCGCAGUUGAGGACCAGCCUUUGGCAUUCGUUUCAGCGGGAUCUCUCAGGCAGGUUUUCUAGGAAGUAGUAAAUCCCCUGAGUUUAACGAGAUGUCACUCCCAAUCUGGACUACAGUCGAGGAAACCAACUUCUUUCUUAACCUCUUAAUGCCAAUAGCUGCUACACAAAUACGGGCUUAGAGGAGCGGGAGUGUUGCGUUCAUAAUUCCCAGGUGGGAGCGCCGAUGGUCCCUGGAUGGCGCAGACUGACUGUUUAGAGCAAUUUAGGCGCAGUUGGUUAGAGCAUUUUUCACACCCCAUUUCCUACGGAAUCCAGUUUCGCAACAGUAGCAGAAAUAAUCUAUAGCAUUUCAAAAUCGCAGGUUUGAGGGAAAAGAGGCGCAGAAGUGUCAACUUCUUUAUUUAUUUAUCAUCACCAUCACAAUUAUUCUACUCCAGAUUUCUUCCAUGGAGCUUAAAGUGUCCUAUACAGCUCUCCCCUUUUCUCGUCUUAUUCUUACAACAACCCUGAGAGGUAAACUAGGCUGAGCGAGAAAGCGACUGGCCCAAGCAGAAUCGCUGGCUGAGUAGAGAUUUGAAUCCUGGCCUCACAGGUCCCAGCGCUCUAACUACGAUGCCACACGGGCUAGCGGGUUUGGCAAAAGGGCGAAAUGAUGAAUGAACCCUAUAAAGCCAAAAUUAUUAUUAUUAUUUUAAAGAAAUCUUAUUUUAUUUAACUUAAACGAAGUAACUCGUCGGUGUGCAUUCACCAAUUUUUAUGUACAUCUCUUACCCCAAAUACAACUCCGAAGGGGGAGAGGAGAAGAAUUCACGGUUGGGGGGGGGGGAAUUGGCAAGGGAUUCAACAAAUGUCAAAAUCCACAACAGGCGUGUCUUGCGCUGCGGUGCAUCGCUGGACAGAUCUCAAUACAUCCCGAGUGCAAAAUAAAUAGUUCCUCUUGAACCGGCCAAGUACCGACUCCGUAAAGAGAGUAAAUAAAUAUUUCUAAAUUCGACCAAUAGUGCCUAAUAUAUGAAUAAUGUUAGCGGAACCAAUAAUUCCUUUGCAUACAGCACUGUAGAGCGUACAAAAUACUUCAGGCGCCUUAGCUUGUGUUGGUGCAAUCCAUAAAACUGCCUUGCAAGAUAGAUCAAUAUUAUUAUCCCAGUACAGUAUCUGGAUUUUUUUCCUCACCGGGGCAGUGUAUGUAUAUUGGAUAAAAUAUAUUAAAUAACAUUACGAUAUCACUUAAACUUAAAAGCACCAUUAAAACACAAAAAAUGCUAUAAUGCAGAAGGGCGGGGGCAAAACCCGAUGUAAACAGAUUCAUCUGCUGAGAAAUGUGGAGUGAGGCUUCCUUUAGAGCCGACUCCACCUGCAAUUUAUGCAUCCUUAGCCAAAAGUAAGGCUGCAUUCCUAUAGUAACUCACCUUGGAGUAAAUCCCACGGAAUUCAGUGGCUUUCUUCCACGUCAGUGGGUAUAGGACUGAAGCCUACAAAAUCGGUUCCCGCAGAGGGGAGCCUGAAAAAAACAAAAACAAAAAAAGCGUGAUACUGUACAUCAACAUCAUUAUAUGUCAAACGUAUUUAUGAAUCGCCUUUCUGCCGCCAAGACAGUAAUUACAAGCACUGCAAUAUUAAAAACCCACCAGUUUAAAGCAGAAGAAAACCAGAAAGAUGAUUAAAAAGCUAGGCGAAAGAUGUAGGCCACCAGUUUGACCUCCCCAAGGGCGUCCACGGCAGUCUCUUAGAUAAACAAUGUUCUUUUCGCCGCUUAAGACAGUGGGCUGAAAAUAAAUGUUGCUCAUUUAUUGAAUCUCGAGGUUGCAGAUCAACAAAACACAGCGGAUAGGGUUUCUCCUUUCUAAGAGAGAGCGAGAGAUAGCGCUUUUUCGAGAAAUAAGAUGGGAAUAAAGUUUUGGGGUCUUGGGGACAUAUUUUCCCUCCACAAGGUAGUUUCGUUUGCUGUUGCCUGAUCAAUGGACUCCGCCCUUCGGUCUAUUUGCAAAGUCCGUCUGCCACCAGUUGACAGCGUGCGUAAUUUCUAAAUAGCUUUGGGCACAAUCACGAUUUGACGAGUUGAUAUCUGAAGUCCGGUAGAUCUCAACAGCGGUGGGGGCGGGGAGCAGGCGAGGUUUUAGGGGGAAUCCUAUGCACAUUUACCCGAACGUAAACUUCAUUGACCAGUCAACGACGCUUAUUUCUGAGGAGCAGAAAUUUCAGCAGGCGUGUUGUAGAGGAUUGCAGUGUUAAGAUGAGGCAGUAGUCCCACGGCGAUGGGUACGAAGUACUCCGCCUUAGAAGUGCUGAACAGUCAUGCUCCUUGGGUUUAUAUCUAGGGCGCACGGGGUUGUACACAAGCACUUGCGUAUAUGUAACAGUGUGUAUUAGCAAGCAUACCCACUUUAAGCAAGAGAGCACAUUAGAAACCCGACACGUGUUGGAAAUCAACUGCGGUUGUCUUGGUUUUUAAACGUUCUAUUCCCUUUAUAAGAGCGUGCACCCUUACAACAUUAUAGAGGCUGGUACGUGGUCGCCCUCUCCUAAAAGCCCAAAAUGAAUGGAUCACGCUUUUCCGCACCUGGAACUCAGAAUUGUGAAGAGGAGGGUUAGCGCUUGGACAAAAGCUCUUUCCUCUUCCGGGUUUCAUUUAUCUGACUUCAAAUGUGCUAUAGCCUUCCAGAUGUUGCAUGGACUACACUUCCCCUUUUCUCUGACCAUUGGCCUUGCUGGCCUUUUCUCUGACCAUUGGCCUCCAGAUGGAAUGCAACAACACCUGGAGGACCGGUUCCCUAGCCCCUCUGAUUCAGCUGUGCCCCCCCCCCCAAAUCUUUGUUGCUUAAGUUACUUUUUGUAUUGGGCGACUGGUUUCCUCAGCAGCAAGUACGAAAUACAGGUUAAAACUGUCAACGCUUUUCCUUAUGGCACCUUAAAGAUUAGCAGGUUUUAUUAUGCCAUAUAUUUUCUUGGGCUAAAAUCCACUCAGCAUCUGAUGAAGUGGGAUGUGGUCAAUGAAUGCUUGUGCUUGCGUUAGGAUGAUAGCCAGCCUUAGUGAUCCUCCAGCAGCCACACUGAAAUCAAUGGACUCCAGUGGCCCCUUGAUCCCACUUAGUCUGCUCUGAGUAUCACUAACCUUGGAUAUCACACUCAGUCUUCCAGAGGCUAUAAGACCCUUUGUCGAUUUUACUGCCACAUAUUAACAGGGUUACCCCUCUGGAAAUGUUUCAUCUUUUAUCUGUAGCCUGGCCUACACAUGCAGCAGAAUGAAGAUUUUGUGGGUAGAUGAGGAAAGUCAUUUUUUAAAAUAUUCCCCUAAGGAAAACAAAAAAAGCCCUUUGAAAGUAGAAAGCUAGCAGCUCAGGAAGAAAGGUUUCAGCCCAGCCACCUCUCUGUUGUUCUAGUUUUCUACUUGCAAAAGAGUGUGGUGGGUUUCUUUGGGGGGGGGGUACACAGGGAAAGAUUAAGAAAUGUGAUUUUCCUACCUGGCAUCUGAAAUGGGUACCAUUUAUUCUACCAUUACCCAGUCUACCACCAAAAGGAAAGUUAGUUUCCAAUGAUUAAGAUCAGAAGUUAUUUCAGAACCAUUUGUUCAGGACAGCAACAUCAAUAGAGGACAUGCAUGUGCGGAACUGCUAGCACUGGUCAAAUGCUGAACAAUAUUUUAUGUCACUUUAUAAUAGCACUCAAACCAGUCACUUGUCAAUGUUUAAGCUGACACAUAUGGCUGUGUGAAUCAGCUCUUCUUGUCUUGGAAGAAGUAAAGUUAAAAAUUAUAUCAUUAGUAGUGUGAGAGUCCAUAAUUGUACACAUACAGAAGGUUGAUUCAGAUAUUUUAUUUAUUUAAUUAGUUAUAUGAAAUAUGUCUGUGUUCACUAUGCAUAUUGUAAUGUGACCUAUCUGACUAUCUAGAAACACAGAGAGCACUGGUUUUGUUUUUCAUUUUCUGACCUCCAUUCCUUCAAAUUGAUUCAGACAAAGCAGCUUCUCAGGUUUACCUGUAAUAAAUAAAUGUAUCAGUUGUAUAUUUUUUAUACAAUUUUUGCUUAAAAAACAAAGCAAAAAUAUUUAGCAGGAAGCAGUACAAUAGGUGUGCCAAGCUGUGUAAACCAUAAUACUCUAUAGCGCUUUGUUUGUAUCUAAUUGGUCACAACAGUCAAAUGAGUGUAAGGAUGUGAUCUUCACUGCAAACUUACUUGGGGUAUUAAAUCCUAGGGUGCUUCUGGAUGGGGGCUUAAUAUUGCAAACAGCUCAUUCAGAUACGGUAAAUGGGGCGCGGAGGUGGGCUGUUUUAAAACAUCAGAUUUUCCAAUCCAGAUUAAAUAGGGGGAAAUACGAACUGGUGUUUUUAUGCCAAUGAUGUCAUGUGGAUGCUGUGAAAACCUGCACACAUAGAGGUAAUGAUUCUGCAAUAUACACCCACCUAAAAGCACUGCAUCUCAUAUAGAAUGGAUUCACUUCCUAGUGAAGGUAUAUAGAGAAGAAAGAGAAUAUGGAUACAUUAUUUUUUUUUAAUGAGGAAGGUUUUGGAGUGACUGGGAAAAUGCAAAGGAUUCAGCUCUGAAGAGUUCAAAGCAGUCAACAGUGUGAGCUAUUUGGCUUUCUUAACAGACACAGAGGAAUAAGAGUAUUAUUAUAUAUUUGAGGGUGGGACAGUGGUUAUGGGAAAGGGAUUAAAAUAUUGUUGUGAGUUUGGGGGAAGGGGUUAGGCUAUAUAAUGCCUAAGUCCCUUCAAAUUCCUGGAUCCAGCAAGGGUUAAAAUCUAAUGGAGGAUUCUAUUGCUGAAUUACCAGUAGCCAGGCAAGGGCCAUAGUUAUCACCUAAGUAUGGUCCUUAGUCUGACAAAGAAAGCUGUUCUGUGCCAGAGGGUAAAUGGGUGAGCCCCCUCUUUUACCUGGCUGCUGGGGAGGACAAUAUCCAUAGUUGUGUGAGGGAGCUGGGCUAGAAGCAGGCUGCAGGCAGAAGCAAGGAAGUGAGAGCCAUGCUUGAUUCCAAGACUGCGUCUAUGAAAGAAGCAAGACCACUUGGAGUGUUAAUGCUGUAAGCCCCUUCAUCUUGAGCUCUGGUUGUGUAUAUGUGUAAAUAAGGAUACCACAGUCUCCACUGUCCCUCAUUCCAAGGAAACGGGACCCUGGGUAAGUUCCUGGAACCCCUGAAAUCUUGCACCUCUUUGAGAUUGGGGUGGCAUGCAACAAUAUAUUUUGAGCUCUUCUAAUGGGAGCCUUAGGUCAUAGAAACUUAUUGGUUAGUAAUUAUGGGUAGGGGGGAAAUAGGAAAAGAGUUGACGCUUCAUAUUUUGGCUCAGCCAGGAGUCUGAUGUACCUUUUGUUUACCUUUAAAUGUCCAAAUGAUAAGGAAGGAUGGCAAGGAUUUACAGCGAAAGGAACACAGCAGUCAGUGGGUGGAUUUCAACAUAGCAUUAAGCUGGGUAUGCAGGAGCAGAACGAGGUUUGCCCUCCCUUCCCCUAUUCUCUUCCCCCUCCCUUCAUGCCUCCCCCUAAGCCUGUUCUGAAGGUUCCCCCAACUCUUUUGUUGCUUGUAUUUCCUUUUGUUGUUGCCUUUACUUGUGUUUUAAUCUGGAAGUUGCUUUCCAGGCCAUUGGGGAUAGAAAUCUUUUGGGAAAGUGUUUCAAGUUAUGUUAGACUUGGGCCCCAAAUAUCUGAAACAACAUCUUCCCUGUACAGCAGCAGCAGGAGGGCCUUCUGGUGGUUUUGUUGCUCUCAGUAGUUGUGAGUGGGUUGAGCUCGUGACAGAGCCUUUUUGGUGAUGGCCCCAAGAGAUGCAUCUGACACCACUUCUCUACAGCUUCCAUUGACCACUGAAGACACAUCUCUUUACCCUGGCCCUUGAAAUCCGCAGUUUUGAUGUUGGUGUCUUUUAACUGGAAGGAUUAUUGAUGUUGAGUUUUACUGGGGGUGUUGUUUAGUUUUGACUGUUUUAAUAUGACUGUUUUAAUCUGCCCUGAGCGUUCUGGUGAAGGGCAGCUAAGAAAAAACAUUAUCACUGUUUACUUAUUUAGACUGUCCAGGUAUAGAUGGAUCUAGUGGCUAGUUGGUGUCUUCAGCAUUUGUGUUUAGCAUAACAUUUAGUCUGGCCCUCAGAAGUGGCCUGGGAAGCCAAACAUAAUGCCCUCCUGAUGCGGCUGGACUCCAGUUUCUAAUCAGCCCCAGUCCACCUCCCCAUGGCCAAGAGUCAAAUAUCAUGGAAGCUUUAUUCUAACAACUCCUGUAGCAGCAAUCCUGGGCUACAAGAAUGUGUGGGUCAGCAUAAAGGCAGCUUCCUAUGUUUAUGUGAGGGUGGCAGGUCUGCUCCUUCAAGAUGGGCCUUUCUCACUGCCCCUCUUUUGGCUUUUCAGGCAGUGGGCAGAUCCAGUUGUGGCAAUUUCUGCUGGAGCUGCUUUCUGAUCGUGCCAAUCUCAACUGCAUCGCCUGGGAGGGCACCAAUGGAGAGUUCAAACUCCUGGAUCCCGACGAGGUGGCCCGGCGCUGGGGGGAGCGCAAGAGCAAGCCCAACAUGAACUAUGACAAGCUGAGCCGGGCCCUGCGCUACUACUAUGACAAGAACAUCAUGACCAAGGUCCACGGCAAACGCUACGCCUACAAGUUUGACUUCCAGGGCCUGGCCCAAGUCUGCCAGCCAGCAACACCCGACCAUACCCUCUACAAAUUCCAGGCACCCCUGCCCUUCUCUGGCAUUUCCAAACUCAACAUCAUGGCCUCGGGGGUGACUCCAACCAGCUUCUCCUAUUGGCCAGGCUCUACCCCCACUCUGUACCCCAGCCACAGCUUGCAGCCUUCAGCGCCUUUCAGUGCCAUGGCAACCUCCCAUAUCAACAACAUGAACAGCCACUACCACUAG